This is a messenger RNA of Colletotrichum karsti, 1149 nucleotides long. Its product is annotated as pre-mRNA-splicing factor 38B. The transcript has 2 exons. Bases 1 to 1149 code for a protein of 382 amino acids. The record is from RefSeq and is a predicted model, not a curated record. NCBI's taxonomy places the organism in Eukaryota, Fungi, Ascomycota, Sordariomycetes, Glomerellales, Glomerellaceae.
AUGGCGAACUACGACAUGAUUCCCGACGACUACGUCGCCGAUCUCCUCGCCAAAGAAGCAAACGAAUGCUCUCUGAAAUACUCGAGCAUGGGGUUAGAGGCGUUCAACACCAAGAAGAAGCCAGCAAAUAUGCCGAAACCCAACACCCGGUUCCUGCGCCACAUCAUCAAGGACACCGACACCCACAACAAGAACCUCCUGGCCAAGGAAGCCGCCGACUCGCAAGCACGACUGAAGGUGCUCGAGAACGCCGAGGAGAAGGAGCGAAGGAAACAUGCGGGCCCGCAGGACAUUCGCAAACGGCAGAUGGGAGACAUCAAGGCUAUACUGGGCGGACGCACGCAGAGAUCUACACGGACGGAUGAGAGGUCGCACAAGAAGGACGCUUCGUCGCCGCGCCAGAGACAUCGAGACCGUAGAAGCGAGUCGCCCGAACGUGGGCACAGGAGACACCACCGAAGAAGGGACGACUCGGAUUCCGAGCGCGAGGAUCGUCGGAGGCAUAAGAGCGGCCGGCGGAGAUCACGAUCGCCUGAUGACGGGUCUAGGAGACAUCGUCACCGGUCGCCGGUCGGAAGGGACUCGACGUCCAGAUCGCAUCGGAGCGACAAGGAGCGCAGAGACUACGACGACGAGGACCUAAUGUCGAAAGGUCGGCGGGCACGAACAGACAGGAGCAGGGAGACACAGGGCUUCUCGAUCAAGGGCAGCAGCAGCCGGCGCGCGGCGCAAGAGCACGAUUCCGCCGCCGCAUCCGACUCAGACCCGCUCGACGACAUCAUCGGCCCCGCGCCGCCCGCGCCAGUGCGUUCUCGGGGCCGCGGAGCAGCGUCGGCGUCGUCCGGCAUCGACAAGCGCUUCGAGGCCGACUACGACCCGAAGAUGGACGUGGAGAUGGAGAGUGGCGCGGCCGGCGACGCGGAGAACUGGGACGACGCCGUGGAAGCCUUUAGGGACAGGCAGAAGUGGCGGCAGAACCAGGAGCAGCGGAUGCGGGCGGCCGGGUACGACGAGGAGAUGAUCAAGAAGUGGAAGACGGGCGAGCAAAAGGACGAGAAGGAUGUGCGGUGGGCCAAGGCCGGAGAGAAGCGGGAAUGGGAUCGCGGCAAGGAGGGCGGGAUGAGUGGGCUGUUCUCCGAGUUUAACUGA